Molecule: messenger RNA, 1704 nt
Organism: Myxozyma melibiosi
Lineage: Eukaryota; Fungi; Ascomycota; Lipomycetes; Lipomycetales; Lipomycetaceae
Product: amino acid permease/ SLC12A domain-containing protein
Exons: 3
Coding region: 1-1704 (567 amino acids)
Biological process (GO): amino acid transmembrane transport
Cellular component (GO): membrane
Molecular function (GO): amino acid transmembrane transporter activity
Source: RefSeq, a predicted model, not a curated record
AUGGACCCAACCUACUCCGACGGCAACUCUGCCGAAAAAGACUCCGGCGUCAAUGAAAAGACAACCACCGUCCCCCAAGUAAACAGCAUAUACGACUCUGAGCGUGGCUCCGUCGUAGACGUCAAGGUCGACGUCCACACAAACAUCAAAGAUGGUCUCCAGCGCCAGAUGCACCAGCGCCAUGUCCAGAUGAUUGCCCUCGCCGGCACCCUCGGCACCGGUCUCUUCCUCUCCAGUGGAAAGGCAAUCAUCCACGCCGGGCCCGCUGGUGCUCUCAUCGCUUAUAUCCUUGUUGGUACCGUUGUCUGGUCCAUGAUCCAGAGUCUUGCCGAAAUGAUGUGCUACGCGCCCAUCGCCGGUGGAUACAUCCACUACGCCGAGCGCUUCCUCCACCCCUCCGCCGGCUUCGCCCUCGGCUGGAUGCAGUGGUACUCCGCCGUCAUCUCCCUCCCGACCGAAAUCAUCUCCGCCGCCGUCAUCAUCGGCUUCUGGGACACCGACCCCAUCAGCGGCGACAUCCCGCGCUCCCACAUGAUCGGCUACAUCACCGCCUUGCUCAUCCUCUGCUCCGCCAUCAACUACUUUGGCGCCAGAUGGUUCGGCGAGGCGGAGUUUGUCUUUGCCAUCAUCAAGAUCUUGCUCAUCAUGGGCUUGAUCAUCGCCGGUCUCGUCGUCGACCUCGGCGGCGGUCCUGAUCAUGACAGAAUCGGUUUCAGAUACUGGAAAAACCCCGGAGCAUUCGCCGCAUAUCCCGUCGAAGGCAGCGUCGGCAAAUUCACCGGUUGGUUCACGUCCUUGCUGCAGGCCGCCUUCUCGUUCGGAGGUGUCGAGACCCUUGCCAUGACCGCCGCCGAAGUGCAGAACCCGCGCGCAAACAUGAAGAAAGCCGCGCGCCUGCUCUUCUACCGUAUCCUCUUCUUUUACGUCUGCGGAAUCCUCAUCGUCGGCAUGCUCGUGCCUUCCAACGACCCCCAUCUGCUCAACUCGACCGGAAACGGCGCCGCCUCGUCUCCCUUCGUCAUCGCCUUCAACCGCGCCGGCAUCAAGGUCCUCCCGAGCAUCAUCAACGCCGGUAUCCUGACCUCCGCCUUCUCCGCCGCCGACUCGGUCCUCUACUCUGCCUCGCGCAUGCUGUACGGUCUCUCUCUGCGCGGCCAGGCCCCCCGCAUCUUCUCCACGACGCUCAAGAACGGCCUUCCCAUCGCCUCGCUCGUGCUCUCGACCCUCUUCAUCCUGCUCGCGUACAUGACCCUCUCCGACGGCGCCCAGACCGUGCUCAACUGGCUCUCGAACCUGACCUCGAUCGCGACCUUCAUCUGCUGGGGCACCAUCUGCAUAACCUUUUUGCGCUACAAGGCCGGCUGCGAAGCGCACGGCAUCGACCGCAAGACCUCGUUCUUCUACAACAAGUGGCAGCCCUGGCCCGCGUACUGGGCCAUCUUCUGGUGCAUCAUCAACGUGCUCUUCAACGGCUACCAGGUCUUCAUCCACGGCAUGUGGAGCACCUCCGACUUCAUCAUCGCGUACAUCAACAUCCCGAUCGUCGCGGCCUUGUUCCUCGGCCACUGGCUCUGGACCGGCCGCAAGAAAUUCCCGAAGGGCAGCGAGAUCGAUAUGUACUCCAACAUCCCUGGGCCUGAGAUCGACUUUGAUCCGAACCCGCCAACCACAAAGAUCGCCAAGUUCUUCAGAUGGCUGCUUUAA